AUGACAUUAUCUUCUGUAUUAAGAUCACCAUUAUUACGUGGAAUAAAGGUAGAUUCAUUUUUAAAAUCUGUUAUACCACCUGGAAGUAAUAUAAAACUUCGUCAAGCAGAAAAAUCUGAUUUUGAUGACAUCUUAUCUUGUAUUAGUAAAAGAUUCCUUGCCUACGAUCCUUUUAUAACAAGUUUUGGAUUAAGUGAAAAAGAACUCUAUCCUGUUUAUGAAUUUAUAGCAACAAAUUCUAUACAAUCAGGUUGUUCUAUUGUAGCAUAUGAUCAGAACAAUGAAAAAUUAGUUGGUUUCCGCCUACAGUCAAUGUAUAAAAGAGAUGAUCCAGAAAUGGAGGAAGAUAUUAAAAUGAUGCCAUUACAAUGUGAAAAUAUUAAACAAUUAGUAAAUUUUACAAAAGUUAUACGUAAAGAAGUAUGGAAUUUUAUUCCAAAUGACGUAAAAACAAUCUUAUACAGAAGACUCAUUUAUAUUGAUAAUAAAUAUGAAGGAAAUGAUGUUGUAAAAAUGAUAGGUGAAUCUAAUUUUGAUGAACCACUAUUUAUACAAAUGAAUUUAGAGGGAGCACUUAUAGAAACUUAUACAAAAAAACAAUAUGACAUUAUUAAAUCAUGGAAUUAUGAAACAUUAAAACAAGUUAAUAUUAAUGAAUUUGGUAAAAUUGUUAAAUCAAAAGAAGAUAUAAAUAAUAAUCCUAAAAUUAAAUUCUCAUAUAUGUUUAAAAAAUUUUAA
Strongyloides ratti is the source of this 738-nucleotide messenger RNA. RefSeq names its product Acyl-CoA N-acyltransferase domain-containing protein. The record is from RefSeq and is a predicted model, not a curated record. NCBI's taxonomy places the organism in Eukaryota, Metazoa, Nematoda, Chromadorea, Rhabditida, Strongyloididae. Gene Ontology annotation, molecular function: N-acetyltransferase activity. Bases 1 to 738 code for a protein of 245 amino acids. The transcript is spliced from 2 exons.